AAAACACUGUUAGUCUGCAAAGCGGAAAAGCUGCUGCUAUUUGCAGAAUCUGCCAUCAACAUCUAUCAUGAUUACUGGAAAGAUCACAAGUCUCACUGUGACAGAUGUUCGCUUCCCAACUUCUCUGGGUCACCACGGCUCUGAUGCCAUGCACACAGACCCCGACUACUCUGCAGCUUAUGUUGUGAUAGAAACUGGUGCCGGAGAUGAUUUAAAAGGUCAUGGAUUAACGUUUACUUUGGGGAAAGGCACUGAAAUAGUUGUUUGUGCUGUGAAAGCUCUUUCAAGACAUGUUGUGGGCAGAUUACUUGAUGAUAUUGUGAAUAAUUUUAGAGAUUUCUACAGGCAACUCACAAGCGAUGGACAACUCAGAUGGAUAGGUCCAGAAAAAGGAGCAGUUCACCUGGCCACAGCUGCUGUUCUCAAUGCUGUAUGGGAUUUAUGGGCCAAGAAAGAAAAGAAGCCUUUGUGGAAACUGUUGGUUGAUAUGAAUCCAAAACAGUUGCUGUCAUGCAUAGAUUUCAGAUACAUAACUGAUGCAUUAACUGAGGAAGAAGCAUGUGGAAUUCUUGAAAAUGCAAAACAAGGGCAAAAGGCAAGAGAAGAAUAUGUGUUAAAAAAUGGAUAUCCUGCUUAUACCACAUCAUGCGCCUGGCUAGGAUAUUCAGAUGAGCAACUACAAAAGUUAUGUACAGAUGCACUUAAAGACGGUUGGACAAGAUUCAAAGUAAAAGUUGGGGCUGAUAAAGAAGAUGACAAGCGAAGAUGUAAACUCAUGAGACAGAUGAUUGGGCCUGAAAACCAGCUGAUGCUUGAUGCAAAUCAGAGGUGGGAUGUGCAUGAAGCUAUUGAUUGGGUCUCAACUUUAGCUGAAUUUAAACCUGUAUGGAUUGAGGAGCCUACAUCACCAGAUGAUAUCCUUGGCCAUGCAACUAUUUCAAAGGCAUGUGCGCCUCUUGGGAUUGGUGUUGCUACAGGAGAGCAAUGCCACAACAGGGUUAUGUUUAAACAGUUUCUCCAAGCCAAUGCUCUACAAUAUCUGCAGAUUGACAGUUGUAGAUUGGGAAGUGUAAAUGAAAAUCUGGCUGUUCUACUCAUGGCAAAGAAAUUUAAUGUUCCUGUCUGUCCUCAUGCUGGAGGAGUUGGGCUUUGUGAACUGGUACAACAUCUGAUAAUAUUUGAUUACAUUUCAGUGUCAGGAAGUCUAGAAAACAGGAUGUGUGAAUAUGUAGAUCAUCUGCACGAACACUUUAAAUACCCAGUGACGAUUAGCAGGGCUGCUUACAUACCCCCCAAGGAUCCAGGAUAUUCGACAGAAAUGAAAGAAGGGUCUGUAACACAGUAUCAAUUCCCUGAAGGAGAUGUUUGGCAGCAGCUUAUUUUUGAGAAAAAUAUACAGGUUUAGGAAAAUAAUUUCAGUGAAUUUGUUUUCAUUUGCUUAAAUUAGAUUUUUUUAUCUAAUACCAACAAAUGUUUAAUUAAAUUCAAACCCUGUUAAAUAAACAUAAGUAUGAGGGUUCCACAUUUUAAAA
Messenger RNA from Bombina bombina (fire-bellied toad), 1532 nucleotides. RefSeq names its product mitochondrial enolase superfamily member 1. Gene Ontology annotation, molecular function: magnesium ion binding; L-fuconate dehydratase activity. NCBI's taxonomy places the organism in Eukaryota, Metazoa, Chordata, Amphibia, Anura, Bombinatoridae. The transcript is spliced from 16 exons. The record is from RefSeq and is a predicted model, not a curated record. The coding region runs from base 68 to 1405 and encodes 445 amino acids. Gene Ontology annotation, biological process: amino acid catabolic process; carbohydrate catabolic process.